This is a messenger RNA of Pomacea canaliculata, 10649 nucleotides long. Its product is annotated as melanopsin-like. Gene Ontology annotation, biological process: G protein-coupled receptor signaling pathway. The record is from RefSeq and is a predicted model, not a curated record. The transcript has 6 exons. Lineage: Eukaryota; Metazoa; Mollusca; Gastropoda; Architaenioglossa; Ampullariidae. Gene Ontology annotation, molecular function: G protein-coupled receptor activity. Bases 1807 to 3999 code for a protein of 730 amino acids. Gene Ontology annotation, cellular component: membrane.
UGAUCUCGGGUGGUGUGCACGCCAGCAGACGUAAAUGUAAAUACAAAAUAAUCGGCCCUUGCACCUGUCUUAGCCUGACGCGGAGUUCGGGUGACAGACGGGUGGGGAUGUCAGGGGGACAUCACUUUACGUCAUCCGCAGGCACGUUGCACGACGACGGACGCUCGUGGCUGUCGGUGUCGUCACCAGCGUCAUUAAUUAAACACAAUACGUGAGGAGCACCCUGCUCACCCUGCGGCGGUCCCCACGCGGCACGCGGCGACUGUGUGCGUGCACAGUGUGUGCCGCACGUCCGGCUGCACUCGGCUGCUUAGCGGCCGGCCCACGGCGAACGUUCAGUUCUCCACUGCGCGAGUGAGCGUUCAUUUGAGGCUAAAGUGACGUCAGACAGACACAGCGACCAACCGAGCGAGAGUAAGUGAAAGAAGAGAAGAGGUGGACUGAAAAAGUUUGCCUGGUGGUUGGGUGGCUGGAAGUCAGGAGGAGCGGUACACGACUGGCAGACUGUCCUGAAACUGUAGAACGUUGUGGUGUAGUGAAGUACGAGUGAGAGCAGACUACUACACACACCACCACAACACCACCACCACACCUCGCGGCUUCUGCCCGAACGUUGGAAUGCGAGGGCUGAGGUGCUGCUGACCUUGGUCUCGCGUGACAGCUGCACGUAAGUGUUAGCAUCCUCCAGACAAGCCAGCAUCUGCGCAUGCGCCGUUAGUCUGCUGGGAGCACGCGCGCGCACGCACGCACGCGGAGCAUCUUCUGUGAUCAGCGUCUGUGUACUCGACGUUGCCAUGGCUGUCCCCAGCGAGGUUACCUGAUUGUCUGCUCCUCUACACAGGAAGUCGCCGCCACACGCUCUGAACUCCGCCGCUAGAGGGCGCGCGUGCCGGUGGGAGGACGUGGGGAGCCAGCAACGGGCGCCGAGACGAUAUGAGCGGCAGGCUAGCAUCAGCAUCUGCUUCUCUCGGCUAAACCAUCUGCACUCACACCCGUCUCUGCAUUCCGGAUGUCAGCGCCGAUUCUCCUGUCAGAUAGGUUGCCAGAGGAAGAUAUUCCAAAAUUCAUCGAGUGUAAUAUUACAGAAACGAGGCUGAGACAGAAGUUCUUUUGAGCGAGAGGAGGUGACAAAUCCUGGCAGCUCCAACUGCCUGUUGUUAGAUUUGAUAGUUGAGUUGACUAGUCAGGUUCCAGACAGUCGCAGACAGAGAACAGAUUCCUCUGUGGAAGCUAGACUGUCUGGCCUCUUGUUGUUGUGUUCUGUGUUGUGUCUGGAUGAGGUCAGGACUCGUCACCUCCAUCAGGAACCGUCCCCAAAACAAAGCCGCACGUGUCUGGUCCUGGUCAGGACCAGGCUUUGAAUGUGCGACGAAUAUUGGAGUGCAGGGACAGAUUCCAGAAAAGCCAGCGGGUGUAAGGGCGCACAUUUGAUGCUGAUUUUACGGAAGUUUGCCGAGCGUGAGCCUAAUUCUCUUCUCCUCCUGCAUUAACAGAUAAUUGGAUUCUUGCCCCGCGCUUCCAUGUGGAGCACAUGGAAUGUACUGAAGGUGUGGGCACGAUCAGGGUAGGCUUCAUCAAGCUCGGGCAUCAUGCGAACGUUUCUUAUUAAAUGGAUAAUUUAUCGAGACAGCCGGAGUCCUUUUUUUCGCCUUUGAAGUCGAAGGAAUAGAGCUGAACCUUUUCGAGUCUGUCGGAGUUGCAGGGGCUCGAGAGUUUGGAAUCCACGAUGUACUUCUAAUCGUUUGAGUGAUGCCGUGUGUCUAUCUUCGAUACCUGUUGGAAGCAGCGCGAAGGUGAGAAAUCGCGAUGUGGAACACUGCUCAGCAGGACUCCAUGGAAACGCACACUACCAUGCUACAAAUGGUGGUCAACGACAGCAAUACGACCGGCGUGUCGCCAGUCGACGAAAACUACUUCCGGUGGAACUUUGCCUUCUCCGUCAUCCUGGCCGCCGUGCUGUCCAUCUCAGCUUUCCUGGCAGUGGUGGGCAACUCCAUGGUGCUGACCGUUAUCAUCCGCCACCGGGGCAUGCGCACUAGGACCAACCUGUUCCUGGUCAACCUGGCUGUGGCCGACCUUCUGGUGGGCGCCGCUGUCGAGCCCUUCACCAUCACGACCCUCAUCGAAGGCCGUUGGGUGUUUGGUUCUACCACCGGCACCUUCUGCAAGAUCAACGGCUGGUUGAACUGCUUCUGCCUCGUGGCAUCCAUCCACACGCUCAUGUACAUUAGUAUUCACAAGUACGUGUCCAUCACCAAGCCUCUCGGCAACCACUUCAAGCUUCGCCAGAUCCUCGGCAUGAUGGCCGCCGCCUGGGUGUGGGCCGCCGUGUCGUCCACCAUCACUGUCACGGGACUUAGUUCUGUGCGAUACAAGAACGGAACCAGCCAGUGUGGCCCGGAGUACCCCUCGGGACUUAAGUCCUACAUCUUCCACAUCAUCAUACAGGUGACCAACAUCUUCAUCCCUCUCAUCAUCCUGACCUUCUGCUACACGCGCAUGUUCCGUGAGAUCCGGGCACACUCCAAGCGGCUGCAGGAGAACUCCACUCUGGAGCAGGACAUCAUCCUGGCGCAGCAGAAGCGGGUGACCAUCACCUUGUUCAUCGUGUUGGCCUGCUUCAUCAUCUGCGCGCUCCCCUACCACCUGUACGCCACCUACACCACUAUCAGCAUCAACAAGAAGUUCUCUCCCUAUAUCAACCCUGUGGCCUACUCCUUCUUGUACCUGAACAGCGCCUGCAACCCCAUCAUCUACGCCUUCAGGAGCCCUGCGUUCCGUGAGGGCUACAAAGAGAUCCUGUGUCAGACACCAACCUACAUCUUGAGCGAUGGGAUUCGUCCAGCACCGGUACCUCCGGUCGCAGGCAGUCCUACCUGUAAGGCUCGGGCCCUGGGCUCAGAUGCAACAGCUGAUGAAGCACAAAGUCCACUGUGGCAUCGCUUAUCUUCCUUCUUCUCCUUGCGCCGAACUUCGACAAUGUCCACCAUGGUGAAAGACCAGCACAGGUCAUCUGUUUGUAGCAUGAACAGUCUUGUUUGCCAGGGGUCCCCUGUUCAGGCUGUUCCAUCUGGCAGAAGACAGAAGAGUAUUUCAGGCCUCAUCCGAGCCACCCGUCGAUCCACCAGGCACAGCUCCAUCAUCCGCCGAAAUGGCAACAUCAUCAUUGUGAAAGGUGGAAAAAUCGUGAGUGUCCGGCGCCAGGAAAGUUUUCAGGCUAACAUUCCUGUGGUAAGUGAAUUGGCUGAUGAGACCACAGACAGUGCACCAAAGACAAACGGCUGUGCAAACCACAUUUCUCCUGAUUUGUCCAGCGAGAGUCUGCAGGGUCAGGACAGUGCAGUGUGGAAGAGAAGAAGCUGCAGUUCUGAAGGGAGUGACAGUGUGUUUGACGAUCGGUGCAACAAUUUGGCCUGCAGCUCAGACUUUGCAUGUGAUUCACCCUUGGAGAUGAUAAGUGAGGAGAAGAAACUGCUGUCUCAGACAAGUGAGGCUGAACAAGAGUGUGAAAGCAGCUUAAGCACCAAUGAGGUGUGUGCACCUGCUGAGAAAGCAUCACAUGUUGAUGACAAUAGCUUGGCUGGUGAAGGUGCGCCAUGUUAUCCCAAUAGGUUCAAGACAGAUGUAGGGAUCAUCAUAAACAUUGACGAAGAUGACAGUAUUCUGGACAUCAUGCCUCUGACACCACGUACACGCGACCAUAUUAUAGCUCGCAGUGACUUGUUUUUAGAUGAUGGGGCCAAGGCCUUUUCAGGAUCCUUGACUAAGCUCAAACCAGCACACAGUUCCCAGGCUCUGAGUAAACGUUCUUUACGUCGUUUACCGUCUGUAGAAUAUCUUGAUCCUCCAAUAGGUUUAAAGAAGGCAAGUAGUGAUAACAAUGUUCAAGCAUCCACAAAGCUGCAACAGAAUGUUCGAACACUUAAAAUACCAAUACCCAACCCUAAACGCUGGUCCUUUGGACGUAAAUUUGACAAGAAACAGGCAGAAAACGUUUGAUAUAUUCAAAGGCAAUGCUCUGCCUUUCUUCUUGUUUGGUGAUUGUCUAUUUGUGUCUGUCUUUUUACGUUUAACGUAUAAAGAAUUAAUGCUUUGGCUAUAGCUGAAUAAUAAAAUAUUGUUACCAAUCUGUGCUAUGACAAUGUUAACAUAAACCAUGUUGCAAUCAUUGUAAGAUAAAUGUUCAUCAACAUUUUCCUCAUUUUCUUCUUUCUUUCAUCUGAUGUUUUGUCUUCAUUUAUCAGAUGUUAUUACAUAAUUAUCAGAUUCAUUUUGUCAUUUAUCUGUUGUGUGCUGUUUACAAAUCCCAGGCUACUGCCUUCUUUUGCUCACCUAGUUGUAGUUUUAAGCUUUAACCUUCAGUCUUAUUCUUAGAUUUGAUCUGACAUUAUUAGUUUAUUGCUCAGCAUCAUCAUUCCUUAACAUACCUUGAGCGUUAUCCUUUCCUUACACCAGGGGAUUCCAAGUCUUGUUUUUGUACUUAUUUUACAUUGUAUUGAUCUUCUGGUUCCAAGUGUAUAUGUAUUCAAGGGACAUUACAGUUUCAUAUUGUGAGGAUUGUCUUGGGAACAAAUGAAAUUAUACAUUAUAUGCAGUUAAAACUAAAUUUACUGUGCAGAAUUUAAUUCUGGGUGUUAGUUGGUUAGUGGAACUCAUUCACUUUUAAUGGUUUUCUUUGUCUUUUAAAUAUUCCACAAUUUCUGUUUAAUUGACCAAACUUAUAAAGGUAAUCUAAUGUGGAAAUUAUAUAAGUCAUGUUCUGGUAUUAUUUUAAUUAUGUUUUAGUUUUUAUAUGUCAUCUAAAUUUUUAUUUUCACUUUAUUAUUUAGACAUUAUGACUUACUGUGAAACAAAUUUAACACAAGCACUUGGUAUCUACAAUUAUUAUAUUCCCCAUCUUGGAGUACUUGGAUGAUUGUUUUUGAAUUAACAUUUGAGAGCAGUUAGAGACGUAUAAUUCUGAGCCUGUGUUCUUGGCCACUGUUAUGUUAUCUGAUAUUUUGUCUCCAAGAUAAACUUAUGUCUGCAUACCGUAGUGCCAUGAGAAGAAAGUGCUCUCUGCUCUCCCACAGUCUCAACAUAGCCUCUUGUCUGACAGCAGCCCAAUCAAUGUUUUUGCUCAAAGUUAUCUAUAAUGGGGCAGGAGUGAAAAGCAAAGUUGUUUACAGCAGGGAAUCGGGGUGAUAAGCAUUUGAAAAGCAGUUGCAUAGCGAUAGAAAGCAUUCUGUAAUUAUAGACUGCAUUGUAGACCUUGCCUCAACAGUCUUGUUAGUCAUUUAUUUGUGAAAUCUUGAAAUCAGAUCAUGCUUUUAUAGUCGCUGCCUGUUUCUGAUGGUUAGUAUAUGGAAAAGGUACCAUGUUUCUGAUGAUGUAUAUACCUGCAGAGGGUUUUUUUUUUUUUUUCAAUAAUCAGCUUUGCACAAGCUGUUGAAGAUUAAGAACCACUCUGUGUAACUUUUAUGUUUUCAAAAGGACCAUUCAUUCCUGGGAUGGCUUGGGGAGGUUUAUUUUGUUUCCAUUUCAGUAUUGUUCAUGUCAGUAAUAUAUAAAAUUUCAAACAUUACACAAAGAAUGAUUUUCAGAUGUUCAAAUAUAUCUGCUGAGUAAACCUGCCUUAUUGCUUAUCUGUUAGAUGUUGCUCAAACAAUUUACUUUGCUGUUGCUGAUAUAUCAAAAGAACCAGAUAUAGUUUCAUUCCCUAGAAUGACAAAUAUUGACUAGAAUUAAACACGAUGGUUACUAAUGCAUAAUAGUUGGAGUAUUUACCAAGUCAUGUCCCAUUUGGAAAUACUUAACUUACAGUGAAUGGCAUGGUUUAUGUAAAUAUAGGGCUGCAGAGAGGACUGAAGUUAGUUUCAGACUUACUGUGCUGACAGGAUGCCAAGGAAGCUAUUUAUUAUGUAUAAAACAAGUUACCAAGUUUUGUGGCUUUCAUGCUCUUUGUACUCUGUAAUACUACUGACAUGACACACUUGUGUCAGUCACAGCCUUUAGCAUGCCAAUUUUUACUCUUCUAUUUCUAUGAUGUAAACAGAAAGUGGAGCAGUGAGAAAGGUCACAAUGUGGGCAAGUAAGUAUGAUGUAAAAGAAGUAAUUUACCCCAUUUGUCACCAUCUAUUAAUGUUAAUGUAAGUUUUUCAGUGAAUCUGAUAACAACGCUAGUGAUGUGCAUAGACUCGAACUAGUCAACAGACUAUCACAGUGAAAUUUGCCUUAAAAUUGUUCAGAUGAUGGUCACAUGCUUUAACCAACAGCUAAAAAGUCUUGCAUGAAAUCAACUGAAAUAUGUUUUUUUUCUGCGGUCAUAGGAUAAAAGAGAGUUUCAGAAGUCAGAAAUAGCUGGUGAUGCAGGAAAUCAACUAAGAUGUUUCUUUUGAACAAGACAAAAAUAUACAAAUACGGCUUCUGAGAUUUCAGAUAAGAGUUACAGCGUCUUGAACCGUUAGGCAAGAUGUCAGGAACUAAUAGUGAAUAUAUAACACUAACUUUCAUGUCGAUGAAACCAGGCUCAAAGUGCUUUGCAUGCACAAACAUGCACACAUACACACGUUAUAGACAGCUGCAGGAACCAUAUUGCCAGAAGCAUGCUUGUUUUCAUCUCCCCUUUUGGUAUCAAAAGAAAAGGGCGUGCAUGUAGGGGAGGAGGGGUGCAGAUACACAUUUCUUACUGAAAUUGGAAGACAUUUGUGUUUUGUUUUUGUUUUGCUUCAGUCUUCAAUUUACCUGUCAGUUUGUCAAUUAUAUGUUACCUGCUUCCUAUCUGCUUGGCUGCUCUUUAUUGUCAAGUGUAGAUUUAGUGUGUUUAGGCAUGUGAUAUGUUUUGGAAUUCUCUUUGAUAGGUGUCCUUUACGAUUGACUGCCCUUUGUGAAGUGGAUCUAGAUUAAUAAGUUGGUUUAAAUAAAUGAAUUUUGUUACUUUUUCCCAGUGACGAUCUGCUGCAUCUGUAAUCAUACCUUUAAAAUUACCUAUUAUUGGAGGACUUGUUUUAAAGCCUUGGCAAUGUGGAAUUCUUUUCAUUACUUUAUUGGCAGCUGUUUCCAUAUGUAGGUCUUUUCCAUUACUAUGAGUUUUGCAUGAUCACUGAGGGCCAUUCUCCUGUUGUUGCUUCCUGCUUUUGUCUAGGCUUUAUUUAAAUAGGUACAGGGAGAUGUUAUUUGUGUGAUGUUAUGUUAUUGUUUUUCAUUCCUCUUUUAGCUAUGCACUGUGCAAUGAUUUAAUUGAUCUCAUUUUAGUUAAUCAGAAUGUUACCAUUUUUGUUUUGAAAAGAGCAUAAUUUUUUCCUUGUUUUCAGUUAACUCAAUUAAGUGAUAGUUUGUUAUCAUUUGAUAAACUGGUCAGACUUAAGGAGAAUGAUGAUGAUGAUGUUGAUUAUCAGGGUGUCAAAAAGUCAUGUCACCAUUUUUCAAAUGAAGAACAAUUAAAAUUUACCAGAGACUGAGCAAAAAUUGUUUUACCAAAAAAAGAAAGUUUUAAACCUCAUUCAGACAGAUCAGGUUUGAUAAAGAAAUAUUUAGCUCUGCUUUUUGUGAAAUGUAACUUAAGAAUGUAACAGGAAAAAGACUUGUAUAAUUUUUUUUUUUCCUAGAGUGGAAAGCUAUUGAUGAUAAUCUAUUGCCAGACUUCAUGACAAAAAUUAAGAUCAUACACUAAAGUGCCCCAGUUGCAGAAUAACAAUCUAGGAUAAUUAUCUUGGGCUGUCACAGCUAAAUUUGCCAAAGCACUAGUAAGAUGUAUUUAUCACAUUUGUGGAUCGUUCAUUUAUAGAGAUUGUCUAAAGUAAUUUAGUUACAUCGUUACUCCCGGGGCAAGGGCUGUGUCUGUCCUAACUGGAUGCCCAUGAAAUAUCCUGUGCAUCAGUUUUUCCCUGGCAUCUACUUUCAUGUUUAUUUUAUUCAACUGGACCAGGACCUUCAGCUUCCAUUAUACUUCACCAAACAUUGCUCACACCAUGAGGUUUGUCCUGCGAACACUUUUUGUUCAGUUUUUGAAUUGUUUUGGUGCUCAUUUUCACCUAGCUCAGACCAGAUUCCUGCAUAGACUACUUGAACCAAUGCUGCAUGUGUGAUGUUCACUUUUGAUGACUUGGUAUCUCCUACUUCAGAUGGAUGAGUUAGAUUCUUUAAACUUUCCUUUACAAGUAUUAUCAGUAGUUUGCAUUUAAAUGGAGUGACUUUUUUUUAAUAAUCACUUUUGGAUGAGAACAUUUCAUUUUGAUACUGUUUGAUGUUUUGAUACAUGGUGACCAGAAAGUGUGCUAAAACUGAGGUUUUCCCCUGCUUUUUAUUUGUAUCCUUUAUUUUUAUUUAUUUUUUAUAUUUCUUUUGGCACAAUAUUUCAUGCAAUAAGAUGACUGCUGAGUUACAGAUUUAAAGGUGUUAUGUGGUUAGCAAUGUGCCUCAGGCACAUGGUGAAACACAGUGUGCAUCGGUAUGUGAAUUUCAUUGAAAUGUUUGUGUAAAUGAAUGUGAUGCUAAAAUCAUAACAUUUAUUUUUCAUAGACUGUUGUUUUUGAUGUUCCCUCAACCAACAUGUAUACACUCCUAUCUGAACUAAGCCCACUGAAGAAAGGGGAUGACACUAUACAUGUACAAGUUUUGUUUGAAUGUCCUUCCCAGUCCAACCCAGAGAAAAAUAAAAAUACACAAGAUACCAAACAGUGCUCUGCGUGCAUGAGCGAAGUCUGUCUGAAACAUAAUCAUAAGAGAUGAUGACAUAAGCAGCUUCUUUUGUGAUACAAAGUAUUCUUCAAUCCCAAGAUGCCACAGCUGAAUAUACCAGUUAACAUUUCUGCCUGGGUUUGGUUGCAGCAGGUUCACCUCACCUUUAUUUUGCUAGCUUCUUUUAACUAACCUAAUGUCUCCGUAGCAUAUGUGCCGCAUGUGGAUGUGUAUGUUUACAAUGCUGCAUUUUGUUGGGCCACUGUGAUCCAUGCUGCUAAUAUUUACAAGCUGGCUGUAUGUGUGAUAUUCAAUACAUAUAUGUACAGGUGCACAUAAGAGAGAAUCUUACUAAACAAUUACAUACUGCAGCUAAGAAGGAAGAAAUGGAUGAAUAGUAGUAAUUUCACUUUUGCAGAGUUUACACAUAUUUAACAUGAUAAGGAUGCUAUUAAAUAGCAGUUCCAUAGCCCUGCCUGAUGAAAAUAGCAUAAAUUAUACGAUUUUUAGGCAAAUUCACACAUUGAGUGGUCGUCAUGCUUGAGUGGCUUGUCUUCUUUGUGGUAAUGCGUAACCUUACCCUCUAUUGUAUAGUAGCUGCUGUGAUAGCCACAAACUGGCUGCUUACGACAUUCAGCUCCAGAUGAUAAAGGUAAUGACGAGACAGAGCUUGUUGCAAGUGAUGUAACAGUGCUUGUGUUGAAACAUUACUGCUUCUGUUCAUAGACUUACCAGGAGGAUGGCAGUAACAUCUCAGAGGCUAUAAAUUCAGCUUCAUAAGCAUAGGACCGAGGGUUUUUAUCCUCUUUAUUUUGUGAUUUUUGGAAGCUGAGUAGUGUGAGUUGACCAUGUAAUCAGCAUAGAGUUAAAGCAAGACACAGAGUGUAUGGACGUACUAAAGCAAUAGGGAUAUUGUGUGUACUACCGCUCUCAUCUUCUGCUGCUAUGGAAAGCUGAUUACUAACUACAUGUAUGCACACCAAGGUGUGUCAGAAACCAGGAGCAUUAAUAGAUAAAAAUAGAAUAACACUUUUGCUGUCAUAAUAGAUUAAGACUAAUACUAACAUGCAUGGAAAUCCUGCUGAGCAGUAUUUAGACGCACAAAUAUUUGUCAAAUUCUUUGGGUGGAGGAAGCAAACAGUAGUACCAGAUUAUUUAUCAUAAAAAAAAAAUCUACCCUGAAAGAAGAAUCGAAGUUAAUAAAACAAGGAAGGAAAGUGCAUCUAUCUCAUUGCCUAUAGCAGUUACGGUUUAAGUCCAUCCCAGGUUAUGAACAAAACAGGAACAAGAAAUCAAAAUGAUAACUAAAAAACAUUUCAAUGUUGCAAAGCAUAACAUUUAAUACAAGCACAUAUACCCAUCACUUUAAUUUUUGAAGACUGCAUUUUGAGGUUAACUAAAUGUACAUGCUUGACAAACACUUGGUGAUUGAGAAGUCACUGAUUCUACCUUGAAAUUAUUUUUGUCUGCCAUCACUCAAUCAAGCCUAUCUUAUUUUACUUCUCUCCCUUACUUUCUUGGGCAUGGUCAAUGUUUUACUGUUGAUGCACCAUGCACAGGAACUUAUGUACACAGUACAGUAUUUUGCAUGUCAUCAGAAGUGCAACAGUUAGUGUCUAAAUAAUAUGUGUAGUUGGCUAGGAAACUUUAGCCAAUACUGAAUAUACACUUGCAACUUGGUAUUGUUGUGAUCCUGUAUUACAGCCAAACAUAGAUUUGCUUUUUAUGAGAAUAAUGCUAGAGUACUAUUUCCAAAUUAUAAUGAAAAUCCUCUAAUGUGUGCUGAAAGCUUUUUGCAUAACAAUGUAUAAUGUAUUUGAAUCAGCGGCGCCAAAAAUAAAGCUUAUUUCUAAACAGCUCUUUAGUGGAUGACUAGGGAGGAUGCCAUUUAUUGUCUUGUUCCUCAUAACUGCCUGGUGCAGUUUGAAGGAGCUGUUGUUGGUGACAAUGAGAAUAAAAUGAACUGAGUGUAAUAAAGCAAUGUUAUAAAA